Messenger RNA from Manacus vitellinus (golden-collared manakin), 1081 nucleotides. Its product is annotated as olfactory receptor 6F1-like. Gene Ontology annotation, cellular component: membrane. The record is from RefSeq and is a predicted model, not a curated record. Gene Ontology annotation, biological process: G protein-coupled receptor signaling pathway. NCBI's taxonomy places the organism in Eukaryota, Metazoa, Chordata, Aves, Passeriformes, Pipridae. Gene Ontology annotation, molecular function: G protein-coupled receptor activity; olfactory receptor activity.
ACACUUGGUUUUGCCAUGUUCCUGUCCCGGCAGGAUGAACUGAAAUUCAGCAUGGGAGCAGCAAAUGAAACAGCAGUUACUGAGUUCAUCCUAGAGGGUUUCCCAGGGCUUGAUCAAAGCCUGCAGCUGUUUCUCUCUGUGAUCCUUCUGCUCAUGUACCUGACAACAGUGACAGGGAAUGCAACCAUCAUUUUCCUCGUGUGUGUGGAUCACCACCUGCAAACCCCCAUGUACUUUUUCAUUACCAACCUGGCGUUCUGGUUUACAUCCUCCACAAGCAUCAAAUUGUUUGCCAUCCUGAGUUCUGAUAAGAAAACCAUCUCGCUGAGCAGCUGCUUUGCCCAAUCCUAUUUCUAUUUCGCCCUGGGCUGCACAGAGUUUGUCCUGCUUGUUGUCAUGGCCUUUGACCGCUGGGUUGCCAUCUGCCACCCCCUGCACUACGCUGCCACCAGGGAGCCUCAGCUCUGCCUCUGCCUGGCUGUUGCUGCCUGGCUCAUCGGCUUCACCCUCCUGAGCUACCGCCUGCUCUUCCUCUCUCAGCUGUCCUUCUGUGGCUCCAACAGGAUCCCCCAUUUCCUUUGUGACAACUCCCCCUUAUUCAAACUGUCCUGCUCUGACACCAGCCUGCUUUGGAAAAUAGACUCUGUUUUCUUAUCGUGGGUCGUGCUGGGUUCCUUCUGUUUAACUCUGGCAUUUUACACGUGCAUCCUUUGCUGUGUUCUGCAGCUUCCAGCAGCCUCUGGGAGGAAGAAAGCUUUUACCACCUGCUCUUCCCAUCUCAUCACCUUAUCCAUUGCAUAUGGGAGCUGCAUUGCUCUCUACGUGUGUCCUUCAGCAGAUGUUUCCUUGAAGACCAACAGAACUGUAGCUUUGCUGAACACAGUCCUGUACCCAUUCUUAAAUCCCUUCAUCUACAGCCUUAGGAACAAGGCUGUGAUACUGGCACUGAACAAAUCCAUUGCCAGUACAAUAACAAAGCUUUUCCCCUAAUCCUGAUGCAUUUCUGGACAUAAAUUCCAAGGAUCUGCUCUCAUCUGUUAAACAAUAGCAGGGCAUAUGUGUGUGACCUCCAAACACGGAU